Molecule: messenger RNA, 1703 nt
Organism: Geodia barretti
Lineage: Eukaryota; Metazoa; Porifera; Demospongiae; Tetractinellida; Geodiidae
Source: the annotation of a GenBank genome assembly
CUCUUUGCAUCCAUAAUGAGGCAGGAAAUUGGGUUCUUUGACAAGAACAGGACGGGAGAGCUGACGAACCGACUCGCGUCCGACACGCAAGUCAUCCAGAAUGCGGUGACGGUCAACAUCAGCAUGCUGGCUCGCUACACCCUACAGAUGAUCCUCUCCAUAGGCCUCAUGUUCUACAUCAGUCCCAGACUCACAGCAGUCCUGCUGUCUAUAGUACCUAUCAUCGCCGUCUCUGCCGUCCAGUAUGGGCGAUGGUUGAAGAACUUGAGGAAAGAUUUCCAGGACAAGUUAGCCCACGCCAACAGCACCGCCGAGGAAUCAAUCAGCAACAUAACGACCGUCCGCUCCUUCUCCAACGAGCUCAAAAUGACCGGAAUCUACGACGUGGACAUUGACAAGAGCUACCACUUGGGUCGCCGGCUGGCGUUCCUCUCGGGAACGUUCAUGGGGAUCAUGACGUUCUUGGUGUUUGGGGCCUCGGCCCUGGUGCUGUGGUACGGCGGAUACCUGGUGUACCACAGUGAGAUAGCUCCCGGGACGCUCAUAUCACUCAUGCUCUACACUCUCAACCUCGCCAUGUCCUUCGCCUUCCUCUCCAACCUCUACGGGGAGUUCAUGCAGGCUGUCGGGGCCUCCGUUCGGAUAUUUGAGUUGAUGGACAGAGAGAGUGAGGUGAAGGAUGGACACCAAAUACCUGCCCUUUUCCACAGAGGUAUCGCAUUUCAGGAUGUUUCUUUCAGCUAUCCUUCUCGAUCUGAGGAACCUGUUUUGAAGGCUGGUGCAACCUCAUUUCAUGCAGAAAAUACACCGAUUCCCUAGCAAAAAGUUUCUCUCUAAAGUUUGAAUCUGUAGUUUUGUGUGUAUUGACAACGAAAUGCAUAAUAAUUACUGCUAUAUAUAAUAGAGCAUCAGUUUCGAGGUGAAGCCGGGCCAGGUGGUGGCUCUGGUGGGUCCUAGCGGCGGAGGGAAGUCGACAUGUGUCCGACUCAUCGAACACUUCUACGAGAUCUCUGACGGGACCAUUCUCCUCGGGCAGAAGGACGUGCGGACUCUUGACCCCUCCUGGUUCAGGAGACAUAUCGGCCUCGUUAGUCAGGAGCCCGUCCUCUUUGCCUCCUCGAUUAGAGACAAUAUCGCCUAUGGCAAAGACGCUGCUACCCAGGAAGAAAUUGAAGAGGCUGCAAAACAGGCAAAUGCUCAUGAGUUUAUCACAUCCUUUGAGAAUGGCUAUGAUACGAUGGUGGGUGAGCGAGGUAUUCGUCUGUCGGGAGGCCAGAAGCAGCGAAUGCCAUUGCGAGAGCUCUCCUGCUGGACCCCGACAUCCUCCUCUUGGAUGAGGCCACGUCUGCCCUGGACGCAGAGAGCGAGCACUUGGUCCAGGAGGCCAUCGACAGAGCCAUGACAGGUCGGACUGUCCUCGUCAUAGCUCACCGACUCUCCACUGUCAGGGACGCCUCUCAGGUAAUAGUGAUAGAGAAGGGUUGUGUGAUGGAGCAAGGCACACAUAGUGAGCUGCUCGCCCGCGACGGAGUGUACAAGCAGCUGGUAAUGAGACAGCUAAUGGCAGGGGAGGAGAGAGGAGGGGAGAAACUUUGCAACUUAUCAAUCAAAGACCCUGCAGACAGUGCAGUAACAGUUUUUUAAACCUAUUUUAUCUCCAGUAUUUAUGAAGCAGCAUUCUGCUUUUUGUAUGGUAUAAUAAU